Messenger RNA from Geodia barretti, 1401 nucleotides. NCBI's taxonomy places the organism in Eukaryota, Metazoa, Porifera, Demospongiae, Tetractinellida, Geodiidae. The record is from the annotation of a GenBank genome assembly.
AUGCAGAAGGAUUAUUCUGAAGUCAAAGGUCAGUUGCGCAGUCAAGAGUGGUUCAACAACCCGCACAACAUGGGCAUGACAGCCGUUUAUGUCGAACGCUACAUGAACUACGGCUGGACGCGCGAAGAACUCCAAUCGGGCAAACCCGUUAUUGGCAUCGCGCAAACGGGCGGCGACCUCACCCCUUGCAACCGCAUUCACGUCGAAUUGGUCGAUCGCGUCAAAGCCGGUAUUCGCGACAACGGCGGCAUCCCCUUUGAAUUUCCCGUUCAUCCCAUUGCCGAACAGGGCAAACGGCCCACGGCCGCCCUCGACCGCAACCUCGCAUACCUGGGGCUGGUCGAAAUCCUGCACGGGUACCCCAUUGAUGGAGUUGUCCUCACCACCGGAUGCGACAAAACCACACCCGCCUGCAUCAUGGCCGCCUGCACCGUGAAUCUCCCCGCCAUCGUCCUCUCUGGCGGCCCCAUGCUCGAUGGGCACUGGCGCGGGCGUCUAGCCGGAUCGGGCACAGUUGUGUGGGAAGCCCGCGAACGCUACGCGGCUGGUGAAAUCGACUACGACGGUUUCAUGGAUAUCGUCACAUCAUCCUCGCCCAGUGUCGGUCACUGCAACACAAUGGGAACUGCCCUGUCCAUGAACUCAUUGGCCGAAGCACUUGGAUUAUCGCUUACCGGAUGUGCGGCUAUCCCCGCCCCCUAUCGCGCCCGCAAGCAAAUGGCCUAUCACACGGGUCUGCGCAUCGUCGAUAUGGUCAAAGAAGAUCUCACUCCCGACAAAAUCCUCACGCCAGAAGCCUUCCAAAACGCCAUUGUGGUCAACUCUGCGCUCGGCGGUUCGACCAAUGCGCCGGUUCACAUCACCGCCAUAGCGCGACACAUUGGGCAGGAACUGCCGGCAAAAGACUGGCAAACCCAUGGUCACCACAUACCCUUGCUCGUCAACUGCCAGCCCGCAGCGAGAUACUCGGUUUCGAAGCCCUUUUUACACCGCGCGGUGACGUGCGCUGUCAUCCGGCCGCGCGAACUUCUCGUCAAAGCAGACAAACUCCCACCCCACUGCCAGACCGUCACCGGCAAAGCCAUAGGUGAAAAUCUCACAGGCAUCGCCAUUGAAGACCAGCGCGUCAUCAAACCUUAUGAUCAACCCUUAAAAGAAAACGCCGGAUUCAUUGUACUCAGCGGCAAUCUCUUUGAAGCGGGCUUGCUCAAAACCUCUGUAAUCAGCGACGACUUUCGCCAAAAAUAUCUCCAGCGCGAAGGCGACAAAAAUGCCUGGGAAGGCAUGGCUGUGGUCUCGACGGGCACCCCGAUAGAUUUGGCAUCACCACCGCAUCAGCACAUCAACGACCCGGCUUGCCCAUCGAUCGUAAUUCAUGCUCUCGGCGCUAAUGCGGCCUAG